AUGGCCUCAUUGGCUAUUUUGGUUACGCAUUCUGGAAAAUGGGACGAUACAAAUAGGUACAUUGAUUAUACUAUAGAGGGAAUAGUUUUUAAGGAACAAUCAAUGUUUCUUGAGUUUUAUACUACUAUUGCCACACAGAUUUGUGUUGAUAUGAAUAAUAAGAUUUUGAAGAUUGAGUACAAGGUUGAAGAAAGCAAUAAACGAAUGGUUAUACACAAUGACAUGGGUGUCAGGGUGUACGUAAUGCUUAAAAAGGUCAACAUUGAUUUUAACAAGUUUUCGAUUUGUAUAACUAUUUUGGAUUCAUGUGAUAGACAGAUUUGUCAGUGUCAAGGUCUAUCAUAUGGAGAGAUGGGGGUGUUGGCAACUGUUGCAGAAAAUAAUUCUCAUGGUAUGAUUGUUGCUGAAUCGGAGGAAACAAAUGUUGCAUUUGUAUCGCUUGAUGUAACUGGGGUGAUUUCAGAUGAAUCUAACAAGCAUGUUGAGGUUGAUCAAGUAUACAGGGACAGAUCAAUUUUGAAAGCAGUCAUGGAAAGAUAUGCGAUUGAAGAGAGGUUUCAGUAUAGAACUGCUAGGUCAAAUUCAAUCAGGAAGAAAGCGUUGAAAUCUUUGAGGGGUACACCAGCUGGAUCAUAUGCAAAGUUACCUGCGUAUUUGUCUAUGAUGGAUAUCACUUACCCGGGGUCUCGUAUACGUAUGAAAAAGAGUAUAAAUAAUGAGUUCUUGUAUCUAUUUGUUCAAUUGAAUACAUUUAUACAAGGAUUCAUGCAUUGUAGAGCACUAGUAGUGGGAGAUGGUAGUCAUCUGAGAGGUCCAUAUAAUAGGACAUUUGUCGCAGCAAGCACGACAUAUGGCGCAAGACAUAUAUUUCCACUUGCGUAUGGUAUUGUUGAUUCAAAGAACGAUGCUGCCUGGACUUGGUUUUUUGAGCAACUUAAAGAAGCAUACGGUGAGAGGAGUAACAUGUGUAUUGUAUCUGAUAUAAAUGAGAGCAUUAUAAAGGCUGUUACAAAUGUAUAA
Solanum pennellii is the source of this 1020-nucleotide messenger RNA. RefSeq lists its product as uncharacterized. The record is from RefSeq and is a predicted model, not a curated record. NCBI's taxonomy places the organism in Eukaryota, Viridiplantae, Streptophyta, Magnoliopsida, Solanales, Solanaceae. The transcript has 3 exons. The coding region runs from base 1 to 1020 and encodes 339 amino acids.